Messenger RNA from Anopheles marshallii, 2988 nucleotides. It is a transcript of the gene omd, whose product is annotated as integrator complex subunit 5. The transcript is spliced from 4 exons. Gene Ontology annotation, biological process: snRNA 3'-end processing. Bases 1 to 2988 code for a protein of 995 amino acids. The record is from RefSeq and is a predicted model, not a curated record. Lineage: Eukaryota; Metazoa; Arthropoda; Insecta; Diptera; Culicidae. Gene Ontology annotation, cellular component: integrator complex.
AUGAUAAAACAACCAGUCCUAGCUGAACUGCAGUUCUUUGUUAAAAGCGUGUCCUUGCUGUACAAGGGAGUGCCGCUUAAGGACACAGGCGCACUUGUAAAAAGUGCACUACACCUGUUGGAGGAUCUUCCAUCGACAAGAGAUGCGGUGUUCGAUUAUUUUACGCUCGUAUUCAAUAAUGCUGUCAAGGUGUACAUGCUCAGUGCGGAGAAAAACUUGCCCGACCCUUCUGUGGACGAUGAAGCCGUACAGGAAAUACACGAAGCAUUGGAACGCUUGGUAACCGUAGGUCCUUCCGCCUGGUGUCCGCUCAUAUCAUCGUGGUGUUUGAAGCUACUCGGAGAAGUAUGCAAAAAACACUCCCGACGCCGACCACCACCGGACAUUCGAAGUGCAUGUAAUCUUUGGCUUGGGUGCAGUGCUAUUCGCUACCUGUUAAGCCUUAGCGCACUGUGCUUCGAAAAGCUGAACGAUAGCGAAAUGGACGAGUGCAUCAAUGAGCUGCUUGCCAUUUACGAAACACACUCUCCAUUCUUUGACUGGGCCGUAGCACGACUCGGUGGAUGUUUUCCGCUGAAGGUAAUCUCGAGCAUGUUGGUAAUGGGAGUAAGCAGGUUUAAUGGAGAAUUCGAUCAACCAUCCGAGUCCGAGGUGGAAGUGUUGAGUUAUCUCGGUUUGGCACAUGAGAACGAUUUGCGCAGCGCGCUCACAUCAACGGUCGAAAAAGAUAACACUUCCAAACAGGCGAUUCCGUAUUUGCUGUUGUUAGCAAAAGCUUCCGAUACGAUAUCUCAAGCUUUAGUAGCCGUAUUUCUAAAUCUACAUGACCAAAAGCGUUUACAAUUGAUAAAAGUUCAGCCCAAACAUUGGCCAUCGAAUAUCAGUCUUCCGUACGUACUGCAUACAGUGGCUGGACUGUUGCUAAAGAUAAAGAAACACGCUAUUCAAGUGACGCUCAUACUUGCGAAGCUGUCCACACAGCACAGCUGGUGCCAGGAGCUGCUAGAAAUCAUGUUUGUCGAGCUGGAAACGCUCGUGCUAGAUAAGCAAUCCGUACCGUUGCUUGAAGACAUCAUACGCGAUGGUUCGCGGGAAACCCUAUGGAGCAGCUGCACUAUCGACGUACCGUACGUGCAACAAGUCGCGGUACGAUUAGUGUUACUAGCCAGCUUCAAAUCAAACUCCGUCUUUCAUCAAUCGAUCGUGUACCUUUUAUCGGUGAGUGAUCAAACCGUAGGUUCCGGUACCAAGUCGCAUCUUAAUGCGCUCGUCCGUAUGCUUAGUGGGCCACAUGGAACAUCAGAUGUGCCCAAGGUGCGACCGGCAUUUGAAACUGCUUUCGAGAAAAUUCUGAUCGGACCUAACAAGCGGACAGAUUGUUGGAACAUUUUGCACAAUUUGGCAGAGCUGUUGAGGUUGGAACGUACCGCAAUCCUUGGCACCACACUGCGUAAGGUAAACUGCAUUGGCAUUGUGCACGAGCUGCUGGAUCGAGUGUUGAAAAUUUGGGAAAAUUUUAUGAACCAUGAAAGGCAGGAUACACCAACAAGGUCUUCAAUCGUGCUAGGAGAUGGGAAAUGCUCACCAACGAAAGAAACUUGCAAACGAAUGAAAAGCGAACAUCCUGAGCCAGAGUUGAUUGGUACAGAUUGCAGGACAGUAACUUACAAAGACCUUAUCCACGAAACCGUAAGACUGAUCGAAUGUUUAGAUAUUGGUAAAUGCGUUACAAUUGGAACCGGCCAAACACUGAAGUUAUCCCAGCUGUUGGUGAAAUAUUUCUUCUAUUGCCUUCGAUUGUCCUCCAAUGGAACUAGUGUGCCAAUAGGGAAAACGCCGGAAACACUCGAUGAGUCACUGAACCGGGUAUACACCUUGCUGGCGAAACACUGCGCCCAUCGGAAAGCUGCCCGUACUGCGGCCCUCCGUGAGCUGCUAGAAGGUGCACUGUUCAUGUAUGGCAAUCUGUUCGGUUCCCAAUCGGAAUCACAAGCGUACAGCUUCGAUAAACCGGAUGAUUUACUGAUCAGACUGAACCAGAAGCAAGGCAUCGCGCUCAACGCAUCCAGGGCGACCGUGCUGCAUGCGGGCAUCAUUGGCCAGGGACCGAAAAUUCCCACCAAGAAGGCGAUUGGGCCGGCAUCCGAAAUGCAGAACCACCUGUUGAAUGCAAUCGUAGCUUGUUGCCAGGAUGUAAAUGAUCAUCAGGCAACCAUCGAUGGCUUUAGCUAUGUGUCACUGCUGUUGGUGGAGAUGAUAUCACCGGAUGUGAUGUACAAUGGGUUACCGUGGCCGGAAGAAGACUUCAUAAAGGUAACGAUGGAGCGUGACCUGCAGAUACAGCGCACCUUCCGCCAUUCUCCGAUCCUUUGGUCAAUUUUGGGGCUUGUUGCGUGCUACCGACCAUCGCUCUGCUACUGUUCGGUGCUGUUGCGUGCACUUUGCGCGUCUGCUUUGCAUCAGUGGCGCUCCAAGACGGCUGAAACGUUGAACGGUCAGAAAACGGACCUGAUGUACAUGACGACAAAGCUGCUUGAGCUGAUGGCUUUGGCCCAGCUGCUGCCACCGCCACUGAGCUACCUGCACAUUGUGUUGGAAUACUUUGAUGGACCGGAGAUCGCUUACGUCCUUAAAGAAAGUGUGUGGAAUUAUAUGAAAGAUCACGUUCCAUCUCCGGUACUGUUUGUGUGUGAUCCUAUCGGGUUUCAUUGGCGUGAUCCACUCACAUCGAGACCGCCGGUACAGUAUACAAACCCGUUACGCAACACCAUGCAAAAGAAACUCACCAAGGUGGGCCAUCUGUACUAUCAGAUGUUCGUUGGGCCGGAGCUUCGAAAUCCUACCAACAGUAGUAACCAGCAACAACAGCUUCAGCCACCAGCGCCACAAGGAGCCAUCGGUGGAAUCGUUGAUCAGGGAUUAAAGGCUGGACCUAGCGGCGUAUCCUUUGGUACAAUUCCAAUAUCGCCUGCACAGGACCAGUUGUAA